Molecule: messenger RNA, 972 nt
Organism: Helianthus annuus (common sunflower)
Lineage: Eukaryota; Viridiplantae; Streptophyta; Magnoliopsida; Asterales; Asteraceae
Exons: 3
Coding region: 1-972 (323 amino acids)
Source: RefSeq, a predicted model, not a curated record
AUGAAGGUCAAGUUUGUUGUUUAUACUGGGGGGAAGUGGGAUUUGAUUAACGGAAACAUUGAGUAUGUUACCGGUGUCGAUUCAAGGAGACGUGGUUUAGAAAUUGAAACAGAUCAUUCAUAUAAUAGUUUUUUAAACUAUGUUUCUAAGAUGUGUGAUACUCCAAACAUUACACGGUUGUCAUACCGGAUGUCUACGUUUACUGAUCCCAUCGAUAUUAUUGAUGAUCGAGAUGUUAGAUUUUUUUUUGAUCUGGCGAUGCAGAAUCCUUUUGAAUUAUAUAAAUUAUAUGUUAUUCAAGAGUCUGAUGUUGGUUCAUCUGGUUCUUCAUCUAUAGUGUUCGAUGCCGGUCAUAUAUUCAAUAACAAAGAAGAGAUGAAGCUCGAGUUGGGAAAGAAAUCUUUGUUAGAGCAUUUCGAGUUUAAAGUUGAUAGAUCAUCUAAGACGCGGUAUGAAGUUUCAUGCCUAGGUGAUGGUUGUGAAUGGCGAUUUAAGGCUCAUGCUAUUCCUUGUGGCAAUUUAUGGUUUGUUAAAUAUAUGAACGAUAGUCACACCUGUUCGAAGACGCAAACACACCCACAUUUUCGUCAGGCUAACCCAAAGGUUUUGGGUCACUUUUUGAAGGAACAACUAAAAGACAGUGGUAGGAUAUAUCGAGCGAAAGAGAUUGUCAAAGAUUUUAGACAAAGGUUCGAGGUUGAGAUAACAAACCUUCAAGCUUGGCGUGGUAAAAGCUAUGCACUUGAACUACUACAAGGAACUACACGAGACUCUUUUGCGGAACUACCAAUAUAUUGUUACAAUUUAAAACUUGCAAAUCCUGGAAGCGUUACACACAUCUUGGUUGAUGAGCAGAGUCGUUUUGAAAUGGUUUUUGUUGCUUUAGGGGCGGCGAUUCGUAGCUUUAUGUUAAAUCUAAGACCUGUUGUUAUCAUUGACGCGGCACACCUAAAGGGUGAAUUUAAAGGGUGA